AUGCCCGCCCUCGCCCGCAAGAUCCUGAUCGUGGCCGCCAUCGACGGCCUCAUCCUCUCGCCCAUCCAGAACUCGCGCAACAACAGCAACAACAACAACAACAACAACAACACCCCCAAACCCGUCAAGAUCGACUGGAAGAGCAAACAGAUCCUCCCCCACGCCGCCGCCGCCGCCAGCAAAGACAACAAUAAACCAAAAGACGAUGCAGCAGCGGCAGUAGCUCCCAACGGCCUAGAAGCCCACGGAAUCGCAGGCCUCCUCACCAUCUCCCCCACCUCCUCGUUCCUAAUCGCCAUCACCUCACGCGAACAAGUCGCCACCAUCCGCGGCCGCCACCCCAUCUACGUCGUCACCGACGUCGCCCUGAUCCCGCUCUCCUCGCAGCGCGACGCCGACGCCUACAUUGCGCGCGCGCGCCCGCGCGUCGCAAGUGGCGACACCGAUGGCGCCACCAGCUCCUCGGAGGAGGAGGAGCUGCAGGACGACAUUGCGGCGUCGUCGCGGCGGUCGAGCACCGACACUGCUACUGGUGGUAGCACGGUCGGCGAGGAUGUCAUUGGGCGCAGGGGCCUGUACGGCCGCUUCGCGGAGAAGUGGUUCAGUAAGCGCGGGUGGGCGGAGGAGCGGAGGAAGUCGGAGGGGCUGUCGCCGGGGGAGAGGACGGCGGCGGCGGCGGUGCAGCCGCAGAAGGUGGAUGUGGGGCAUGCGGUGGAGGAGAGGGAGGGAGUGGAUAUUACGAAGCCAGAGAACCGGCCGGCGCCGAGUGGUGAGGAGGAGAGGGUGGUGGAUGGCGCGGCAGAUAGUAAGGGGGAGGUGGAGAAGAAGAAGGAGGAGCAGGUGGUAGAGGAGGCCGUGGAGGCGGUCAAGGAGGAUGUGGCGCACAAUUUGACGCCGAAGCUGCUGAAUACGACGAGGCUGCUGUUGGGGGGGUCAAGGAGCUUCUAUUUCAGCUAUGACUGGGACAUCACGAGGAGCUGGAGCACACAGCGUCACUCGAAGAGCGAGAGUCUGCCAUUGUGGAAGCUUGUGGACCCAUUGUUCUUCUGGAACCACCAUCUCCAAAAGCCAUUCAUCGACGCAAACCAGAACGCCUUCGUCCUGCCGCUCAUGCAAGGCUUCGUCGGGCAGCUCCCCUUCACAACCACAACCACCGCCGCGACGCCCCCGCCCUCCGACGGCGACCAAGCCCCAACCUUCGAGUCCAUCGUCCCCACGCAGCAGAACCUCCUCCUCACACUCAUCUCGCGCCGCUCCAUCCGCCGCGCAGGCCUGCGCUACCUCCGCCGCGGCGUCGACGACAACGGCAACGUCGCAAACAGCGUCGAGACCGAACAACUCGUCAGCGACACCGAGUGGGCCCGCGUCUUCUCGUACCUCCAGAUCCGCGGCUCAAUCCCGCUAUACUUCCAGCAGAGCCCGUACGCGCUCAAGCCGAAGCCCAUCCUGCUGCGCACAGAGGCGGCCAAUGCGGCCGCAUUCGCCGAGCACUUCAGGGCCGCUACUGACCGCUACGGCAGUGUUCAUGCUGUUAGCCUUGUUGAGAAACAUGGCAAUGAGGCUAUCAUCGGCGAGAAGUACCAGGCUGCGAUGCAGGGCCUCCCGGAGAACGUGAAGCGCAGUGUUGGCUUCAGCUGGUUCGACUUCCACCACGAGUGUCGUGGGAUGCGCUUCGAGAACGUCAAGCACCUCUUUGACGAGCUCGGCCCGGUGCUCGACGGCUUCGGCUACCACGACGAGUCCUCGUCGCCGUCCGCCGGCGGAGGAGGAGGAGGCCAUGUUACGCGCCGCCAGCAGGGCGUGCUGCGCACAAACUGCAUGGACUGCCUCGACCGCACCAACGUCGUCCAGAGCGCCGCCGCCCGCGCCGCGCUCGAAAAGAACCUCGCGGACCUCGGCGUCCGCGUAUCCGACGGCUCGGACGAGGCGUGGUUCAACCGUCUGUGGGCCGACAACGGCGACGCCAUCUCGAAGCAGUACGCGUCGACGGCCGCGCUCAAGGGCGACUUCACACGCACCCGGAAGCGCAACUACCGCGGCGCCUUGACGGACUUUGGACUGACGCUGACGCGGUACUUUACGAACAUUGUCAGCGACUUCUUCACGCAGGCCGCGAUCGACUUUCUGCUGGGCAGCGUGACGGCGCGGGUGUUUGACGAGUUUGAGGAGGAGCUGAUGAGUGGUGAUCCGGCGGUGUCGAUGGAGCGGCUGAGGCAGAAUGCGGUCGAGGUGUCGAGUAGGAUUGUGGUGGAGGAUGAGGGGGAGGUGCUGCGCGGGGGGUGGACGAUGCUGGCGCCGGCGGAGGCGGGGACGCUGAGGACUUUCCCGUUUAGGGAGGUUGUGGUCUUGGUGACGGAUAAGGCGCUCUAUCGGUGCGGGUUUGACUUUGCGCUGGAGAAGGUUAGCGAGUUUGAGAGGGUGGAGCUGGCGGAUGUUGUGGGGGUCCAGUGGGGAACAUACAUCAUCUCAACCCUCGCCCACCCAUCCACAGACGAGAAACGCAAUGUCGGCUUCAUCGUACGCUACCAGCCCUCGUCGGCGGGCGGCAGCGUCGUACGGGUCAACACCCGCUCCAUGAAGAGCAUGUUCUCCAAGGGCACCUCGCACCCAAAGUUCAUGGCCUUCAAGGUGCUCCCUGGCGCGGCCAACAGCAACAGCGAGAUCGAGCUCGUCGAGGGCGUGUGCAGAGAGAUUGAGGCUGCGCAGAACGAGAGGGUGAAGAAGGAGGGUGUGGAGCAGGGGAAGGAGGAGGAGGGGCAGUUUGUGGUGAGGAAGGAUGUGAUUGGACUGGCGGAGGCGAAGAGGAGUACGGGGUUGCUGGAGCAGUGGGGGUAUUCGUUGAGGAAGUCGGUGUGGGCGUAG
Molecule: messenger RNA, 2862 nt
Organism: Morchella importuna
Lineage: Eukaryota; Fungi; Ascomycota; Pezizomycetes; Pezizales; Morchellaceae
Exons: 4
Coding region: 1-2862 (953 amino acids)
Biological process (GO): phosphatidylinositol dephosphorylation
Cellular component (GO): endoplasmic reticulum
Molecular function (GO): phosphatidylinositol-4-phosphate phosphatase activity
Source: RefSeq, a predicted model, not a curated record